This is a messenger RNA of Cuscuta europaea, 3612 nucleotides long. The record is from the annotation of a GenBank genome assembly. Lineage: Eukaryota; Viridiplantae; Streptophyta; Magnoliopsida; Solanales; Convolvulaceae.
CCACCCUCUCUCUUUGAACCAUUUCUGCAAAUCCUCACGUUUUCCUUCUCUUCUCAUACCUCUAUCCCCUCAUGCGCAUGCGUUAUUACAGCUUCAGAUCUAAUCGGUAAUGGAGGCUCGACAUCCCAACUCAGAACUCAAUCAGCCUCUUGCCGGCGGCGCAGCCCUAACGGACUCCCAAAAGGCAUGGCAUGUUUUCGCAUUGCUCCUGGCAACUAAGCGGCCUGCCCUCCCAGCAGAGAUCGCGAGCAUCUGCACGCUUUACAAUGCUACUCCGGAUCUGAUUGAGUAUCUUUGCUCGAUCCCUAAUUCGCCACUCCAUUUAACUCCAGAUUCCAUCGUCACGUUCUCUUCUGUCGUGUACUUGACGUUUGCUAAAUUUAUUGCGUAUGUGAACGUAAUUGCGGCUGUUUCUCCUGGCUUGAAUUUUGAAGACCGAACGCUCAGGGGAGCUGUUGGCUGUGAGUUGAGGACUUAUUUGAGUACUAAGAGAAGGCUGAGAUGGAGACCGGACGGGUUACCUGUGUUAAAAACGAGAAGAACAUCAAAUAGCUGUUGUGAUAUGAAGAUCCAGAAAGAAGAUCACGUGGUUAUGACAUUGCCGUUUGAAAUGCUGGAUGCAUACGCUAAGGAAUAUUUCCAAGUCCAAGAUGACAAUUAUAGUGGGGUGAUGACCAAUGAUAUAUGGGGACCAUUGUACUUCUCCUCCAACUACAGGGAAUUGGGGAGAGCAUUUAAUACUCCCUGCACCUUCUAUGAAAACAAUGAGGCUUCUAGAUAUGGAUUUGAAAGUGCACAACAUAACGAUGAACCAAUGCUAGAUGCAAUGCAAAACAGAAAUGAAGUAGACACUGCACAUAAGACUGUGGCUAAAGCUGAUCUCAUGUUUGAUGAUGCGAUUUUUUCGCAUUUACACGAACGAGUGGAGAAAGAGGAGAAACAUUCAAGCCCUAAUUUAAAGCCACUUCAGUUGACUGGCAUUCUCGAAAAUAAGAUAGAAAGUGUAGAAGUGGAGGCGUAUGAUAAUAUUAAGAGCAGAGUAAACUCCGACGCAACUUCUUGCUUUUUAGCUCUACAGACUCCAGUUGAAGUACUUGAACCAUUCUCUUGCACUGUCAGCAAAAGAAAAGGAAUCAACCCUAUACCAGACAACCCAAGUGACAGAGAGAAGUCUGCUGAAGAGCAUCAUAAAGUGAACACUGCUAUUAGAGGGGAUGACAUGUUAAAUUAUUUAUCUGAGAACGAAGCCGAAGUGCCCCAGGUAAGUCAUGGUAUGUUAGAACAGGAGCCAUCUCUUGUCGGGAUGCAAAUAGAAAAGUGUUCUCACAACCCAGAUAAUGUGCAUGAGGAUCCCUUGAUUACUUCCGAGAAAACUGUGUGCAAGCCACUGGAUAAUAGUGCACAUCUCAGACAUCAAGAGAAGGAUCAGAUUAAUAGAGGCAUAAAACCUAUAUCUGCAAAGAAAAAGCUAACUUAUAAUCAUGAAAAGCUUUUGGAUAAUACAAAAAAGAAUGAAAAUCUCACAGAGAAAAGAGAAGGCGUAAAUUCCACCACUUCUAAAGAGCCUAUUGAGCAAAAAGAGCUUCCCAACUUUGAGUCUUUUGUAGUUGAGGAAGAAGAAGGUUCAGGUGGCUAUGGAACAGUGUACAGGGCAAGGAGAAAAAGCGACGGAAAAAAAUUUGCAAUAAAAUAUCCUCAUUCUAAUGCCAAUAGACAAAACAUCCUUAAUGAGGUGAAGAUGUUGGAGAGAUUAGGGGGCAAGAAUUUUGUGAUUAAAUAUGAAGGAUCGUUCAAGGAUGGAAAUUCUGAUUGCGUUGUUUUAGAGCAUGUGGAGCAUGACAGACCGGAUGUUUUGAAGAAAGAAAUAGGAGUAUCACAGCUCCAAUGGUAUGCUUACUGUUUGUUCAAGGCUCUUGCUUCUCUUCAUAAGCAGGGUAUUGUUCAUAGGGAUGUCAAACCUGGGAACUUUCUAUUUACACGGAAGCUAAAUAAAGGUUACCUUAUUGAUUUCAACCUUGCAUUGGAUAUGAACAAAAAAUAUGGAAGUGCAGAUAAAACAAAUUUGGGACCUUGUACUGGCUUGGAGGGAACUCAUAUUGGCCUUUCUAAAUCUUUCCUUUCAAAUAAAGGUAGAAAAGAAGCAGCCAAUCAUGAAACUACUUCUAAAGGUAUCAAGAAAACAACUUUGCAGCUUAAGAAUACGAAAAGGAAGGAUGACUUGGAAAAUGGGAGGAGUAUAGUAAAAAGCCAAGGUGCUGAUGGAUCGGGAAUAACUUCAGCAAAGGAAGCAACAAGCACCAGAAACCCAUCCAGAGAGGCUCUUCAAUGCCAACCUCUACCAUCCAAAGGUAGAAGACAGCUUAUCAGUCUAGUUGAAGCAAUGCAAAGUGCAAACCAUCAUAAAGAAGAACUAAAGGGUCCCACUUCUAAAAGAAAGAGGAUUGCAGCACCCCCCGGAAAAGAAGACAGACACCAGUUCAUUUAUAUAACUCCCAUGCCGUUGCGUUCUUCUGGAGUAGCCAUUCAAGGUGCUGGGUUUCUCAAGGGUGAUGGAAAGCAAAAGCGAGACGGCUCUUGUGUCGGUACAAAGGGUUUCAGGGCUCCAGAGGUAUUAUUUAGAUCUCUACAUCAAGGCACCAAGCUUGAUAUAUGGUCAGCUGGUGUUAGCUUACUAUAUCUAAUGACUGGGCGGAGCCCUUUUGCUGGAGACCCUGAUCAGAAUAUAAGGGAGGUAGCCAAGUUGAAGGGCAGCGAGGACAUGUGGGAAGUGGCCAAAUUACACAACCGUGAAUCGUCGUUCCCUCAAGACCUCUUCGAUGCAAAAUGCUUACCUUCGGUCAAACUACAAGACUGGUGUAAAAGGAACACGCGGAGAGCAGAUUUUUUUGACGCCAUUCCAACGUCUCUUUUUGACCUGGUGGAUAAGUGUUUGACGGUUAACCCGAGAUUGAGGAUUAGUGCAGAGGACGCCCUUCGACACGACUUCUUCGUUCCAAUCAACGAAAUGGUCAGAAAACACAAGCUGUCGAGGCAAGGGCCAAGUCACACAUCACCGCAUAUGCUUCUCUCAGGACCUGGUCAAACUCAGGCACGUGGACUAGUAGCUCUAUGAAAAUGCCUCCAUAUUUUUUCAUUUUUAGAUAUUCUGUACAGUGGCCAUUGUUAUUCAGCGCAAGGCCUCUCCAGUUGAUUUCAUAAAUGCAUCGUAAAUAAGGAUAUCUGCAUUAGGUUCUUCUAAAGGAUGGAGGGAAACUGGCCUCACAGUUUCAUGGGAGGGUUUGCUAGACUUUGCUUUAGGUUUUUAAGAGAUCCCGACAAGAUGUCACAUCCUUCUUAGCAUUUAACUAAACGAUAGAAAUCAUAGAAUGUUCAGGCUUUUAACUUCUAAUAUUGAAGUGUAUUUUUGUGUAACCCAGUCAUUGUUGUAGAAUUUGCUACAGUUUUAUAAUCCAAUCAUGGUGGAUUGAUGGCUAGACGCCCUAUACUUGUAAUACCAAAACUAUAUAAAUAUGUUAUUAUAGGUUAUGAUUGGGUGGACCCGGGCUGGUUUUGAACCGGUAGGUUGUGCUCCUUUACUUGCCAGAAUUAACACUAGCAACACAAGUUCUCACU